Messenger RNA from Colletotrichum paranaense, 1197 nucleotides. RefSeq lists its product as uncharacterized. Bases 1 to 1197 code for a protein of 398 amino acids. The transcript has 3 exons. NCBI's taxonomy places the organism in Eukaryota, Fungi, Ascomycota, Sordariomycetes, Glomerellales, Glomerellaceae. The record is from RefSeq and is a predicted model, not a curated record.
AUGGAGGUCCCCAAUUCUGGCUUCGCGCCUAGCUACGACGCACCAGGCUCAGGCCAAGCAUCGAUGGACCAGGGGACCCACGAGGCAACAGACCAGGAGCGUAGAGAUUCCAUCUUACAGGCGAGUCGUCGAAAAUCGAAACGCUCCAUGAACAAGCCUAAUGUCAGACUGCGGCAGGCCAAUAUCUCUGAUUCAAGUCAGUCUGGCCAAGCUGGGGACAAGAAGAGGAACAAGCUGGGCUAUCACCGGACCUCGGUAGCUUGUGCAACGUCAAGGACAUUGCCGCAGGCGGAAAAUUCGGUGCAUAAUGUCAGAGGUACAAGCUUCUUCCCUGUGGACCAGGCGCCGUCUCAAAUGACUGAAGCAAAACCCAAAGCGCAAUCGAGACCUGGCGGGGGAUCUAACACCGCUUCCGCAUCGUCUUCUCCCGUUGUACUUCCUGGACAAGCCCCAGAAGGAUCCCAACACUAUCAGCACCGUCAAGGAGGAGUUCUGCCCUCGUCACAAAACGUACUACCGACAACUAUCCAGACUUCUGCAGCCGUAAAUCUUGGUCAGGACCCCACAGGCCAGUUUCCACGCAUCCCGGAGACAUGUCAAAUAGCUAACAAGCGAACAGUGCCUGUCUCGAGCACUACAGCGUCUUCUCAGCCCUACGAUUUUGCGAAUCCCCAAAUCACGAACUGGGCAUCACCAGAUGUUAGUUCCAACUAUGCAACAAAGUCAGGUGACUUGAAGGAAACGAAGAAGUCUUACGCUGAACAGUCCCCGAUUACUCCGUCUCCGUCGUUCUCGCCGUAUACAUCUCAAGCCCCACCGUCGGCCAGCUGGAGCAACGCAGACAUCAAUGCUCAAAACAAUAUGGGCUAUUCGUCAUUCACAUUAGGGAACCCUAUGGCAUACCCAAGAGGCACACAGAUACCUACACAGUACCCCACGAUGUCACACCAGGGCCGGCAGUUCCCCAGAAGGUCUUCGGCGGCGAUGACGACCGACAUGUACACGAACCCGAUUGCGACAAGUUUCCCAACUAUGGACCCGCACACUGUUUCCAUGUCUGCAGGUGCCAACCCGCCUUCAGGUUACGGUACUUGGCCACAGCAACAGCAGCAGCAGCAGCAGCCCCCCUACGGCUAUCCUAGGCCAUCCGAGGGAUACGACACUUGGACAGCUUAUGACAACAGUAGCGGAAGCUAG